Messenger RNA from Bathycoccus prasinos, 1608 nucleotides. RefSeq lists its product with no specific name. Gene Ontology annotation, molecular function: GTPase activator activity. The coding region runs from base 1 to 1608 and encodes 535 amino acids. The record is from RefSeq and is a predicted model, not a curated record. Lineage: Eukaryota; Viridiplantae; Chlorophyta; Mamiellophyceae; Mamiellales; Bathycoccaceae. The transcript has a single exon. Gene Ontology annotation, biological process: activation of GTPase activity.
AUGAGAGACGAAAAGCAACCGACACCACGAACGAAGACGAGUGAUACUAACAAAGGGACGACGAUUCAGACGACGACGCUUCGCUCGCACCCGGUGGUAGCAUCGUCCUCCUCUUCGGUGCUCGUCAAACCGUUACCGCCGACGCCGGUGAAACGAGCGCGACGACCUCUUCUUAAAGAUGAUGAUGAUGAUUCGAAAGAUUUUUACGGAUUUCGUCGGCACGAUUUCCGGUUCGCGCCCGUGAAAGACGACGACGAAGAAAAGAAGACGACCGAGAGAACGAAAGAGCGAGAUCAUCUCAACGCGUGCUGGGAGACGAACGAGCUCGCGCGAUGCGCGCGCGAUAUUUCUAUCGCCACUUUUGCGUCCGAAGCAGCGGCAUCAGACGACGACGACUUUCUCUACGGCAAGCGAUGGAAGAAAGCAGUCAAAGCGAGAAAAGGAAAACUGUUGGAAAAAACGGUGAGAACGUUCGGCGCGCCGAAAGAAAAGAGAGGAGAGAUUUGGUACGAACUCAGCGGGGCGAGACAGUUUGCGGAUAUGGCGAAAGAGAGUUACGAGAGGUUAGUGGAACGCGCGGAGGAGGAAGAUGGGAGAGAAAUGCUUUCGGCGUCAAAGGCGUCGUCGUCCUCGUUUCGCGGCGGUUCGAAACAGAAGAAGAAGAACGGGAGGAAGACGACGAAGAGCGACGAGGAUGAUGAUGAUGAUGAUGACGACGACGACGACGACGACACGACGAUCAAUGUCCACCGCGACGGUUCUGAGAGAUCUAAGUCUGAGAAGAAACGCGCGAAAGAGGAGUGGGCGAUGCAAAUCGAUUUAGACGUCGAUCGAACGUUUCCCGAGAAUGACAUUUUUCGGACGCACGGGAAGGAGGCGCUGAGAAGAAUUUUAAGAGCGUAUUCCAGGAGGAAUCCAAAAACUGGGUACUGCCAGGGGAUGAACUAUAUCGCCGCGUUCAUAUGGCUGGCGGUAAGGAAUUCAGAUUCGUUCAACGCGAGUAGCAGUAGCAGUAAUAAUAGUAGAAGCGAAGCAGAUGACGACGACAAAAAAGACGAGGAAGCGAUUGAGAAAACUGCCUUCUGGAUCUUCACCGCCGCUUUAGACGGCCACGCGUUGUGCCGCGAAAUACACGCCCGAGAUUUACGUGGCACCGUCCGCGAAUUUGGAGUCCUUCACUCCAUCCUUACCUGGCGUAACAAACGACUCAGUCGCUACCUCGAUGACAUCGGCGUCGAUUUCGCCUGUUGCGAACCCAGAUGGCUCGUAUGCGUCUUUCUCGAAUCCUUCCCGUCCGAAACCGUCGCGCGCAUAUUCGACUCCUUAUUCGCCAACGGCUUCAAAGUCUGGCACCGCGUCGCCGUCUCCCAAAUCCUCAAGUGCGAAAAGGAAAUCCUCAAGUGUCAAUCGUUGCCAGAAGUCGCCGGGUGCAUUCGCGCGCAGUUGGAACGCAGCGACGACGCCGAAGAAGUCAUGGAAAGAGCGUUUGCGCUGAGGAAUUUUCGAAGCGGGAAAAUCGCGCAGUUGCGCAGAAAAGUCGUCCAAAAAUUAGACCAGGAAAGAGAGCAGAGGUUCAACACUACGAACAGCGCAGGAGGCAGAAGGUAA